UCUCCUAAAGGGCAAUGAAUCAAGCUGGGUUAAUGUGUAGGGGCUUGGAGGCACCUGAUCUAGUGAAAGCCUGGGAACCCAGGGGGUGGUUAACAAGUGGAAAGCCUGAGGCCUGGGAGAACUGUCCCUAUUUAAUGAGCGGGAAGCCCCAAGCUGGGUCCCCAGGGAGCUGUUCACAGCACCUCCAGCACCUGUGGUCUAACAGCCCUCGCUGCACUUCUUCUGCUUUCGCAAAGCAUCUUUUCCCUUGAAUCCCUGUUAAACAAUCCCCCAGGGGAGCUGCUUGCAAGGAGGAAGCAGCAAUUAGCUGGCAGCAAGUCAAUUAUUGGACCUGCCAGGGAACUGCUCCAGGUCACUCCUGGAGCCAAAGGAGCUGCAUUUAAAGGCCUCUUAAGUUAUGGGCUGCUUUAAAAAAAAGACGCGGUCACGGGGCAAACGUAUCCCCGGUGUAACCCCACGGGUGGUUCUAACCUAGCUCAUUGAAGGGGGUUUGCAGGAUUUAGGAGCCGGCUGAUUUCAAAGAAAGCAGGGCUUGAGAGUUUUCAGUCUCACGGUUACAAAAGCAGACACAACAGGACACGAGCCACCCAGACCACGACCAGGAACUGAAAGCGCUUCGAGACUCGGAGCUGGCUGGCGGCUGUGCCGACUCCUUCGUGCUUCUCGCCUUAACAACCUUCUUAAUCUCCCCUAAAGGCUUUGUUGUCCCUCUUCUCACCUUACAGCGGCCUGCGGCGCCCUCCUCCUCAUUUCUUUCAAGUGGGUCCCUAUCCAACUCCAGAUAUUUUAUUGUGAUAUUUAGGGCUGUUUGUCCCUAAGCGCCCCAAAUCCCACCCUCCUUUCAUCCAUUUAAUAAUGAGCGUGAUGCACAGGAAUGAGGACAAGGGGCUGUCCAUCGUGUACUGGCUUCAUUCACAUGACAUGGGUGAGGGUCUCCAGAAGUUCGUGGCUUUUACCUGGCAGGAGUCAGUGCCUAUCCAUGCCGCCAGCCAGUGUCACCAAAGGCCACCCUCUGCACUCCCAAAGCAGAGUAGAUAUAGGGCCAACCCCACCUUCCCCAUUGCCAACCUCAGUGCAGCCUCAGCCUCCAAUUCCCAACCAUGACUCUGCCCCAUUGAGGGGGCAGAGAGGGAAAGCAAGACGCCACGCUUCUUGACUCUGCUCAUGUCCUCGGUCAUGCAAGCGCCCCCCUCUUGACACACCAUUGCAGCCACAUGAGCAAUGUGGUGCAGAUCGCGGCGCAGGGGCCCAGCACCCUACCGAGGGAGCACGGCCAAGAGAAGGCGAGCAGGAUGCGGGCGGCGUGGCUGGGGCCACGGAGCGUGGACCGAGGGGCGAUGCUGCCACCUAGGGGAAGAGAAGCCGCACAGACCGUGGGAAAACAACCAGUCUUUCCACUCCCCACCUCCGUGGCUGGUGCGUGCCCGUUGAAGGGGUCCCAGGCAACGCUGACUCCACCCAGUCCCCUUCUCUCAAGUCUUGCUUCCCCGAGGAGUAGGAUGCACCUGGCCCUCACCUCUCAGUUCCCUCCCUGCAGAUCGAGCAUCAGAAGAACGGGUGGGUCCAUUCCUAGCAGCCGCAGUGCUGAUCCAAGUGCCCCUGGCUCUGCUAAAGCAUCCUCCUCAGUGCAAGACCCAGAUGCUGACAGCUCUUCCCAGCCCUGCAGUCCAGGAGAUCUCAUCUACAGCAACCUAGGAGAGAUACGAGCACACCUGGUACCAAACAAAGUCUGCCGAGGGAGCUCGCCUGGGAGGCUCCCUUCUGAGACCAGCUCCGACUCGUUGCCUCCACCCCUGCCAAAAAAGCAGCUUAGCAGAACCAGCUCGCUGCCCGAGAAGGUGCCCUCUCGUAACUACCCCAGCAGAGGUGCCUCCUUCCAUACUCUGCAGCACGUCAGCAGUGCCGGGACCAGCAGAAGUGAGGGAUAUUGCUGCUCCAGCACUCUCCUGAACAAGGAGAAGCCUCUCAGCUCCAGCCAGUCUAGGCCUCCAAGUCAUCCUAAAAGAUACUUGUCCAAGUCCCAAAGCAUGGGUGAACCUCAGCUCUGGGGCAGGCCGAAUAAUACCCAGCCUGACCCUUUUCUCAGGAAUAGUCAUCUAGAGCACCUGACGUUCACUACCCCCGAUAGGGAGCUCCUCUUGUUCUUCAAGGACCUGGAGAACCAAGCAACUGUCUACGAGAAAGUGAUGGGGCGCCAGCUUGCGUCUUUGACCCACCUCACCACCCGGGUCCAGGAGAUCCUGGUAGGGAAGGAGGAGGAGCAGCAGCUGGUAGGAACACAACUUGCAGGAAAGAAGUGGGCAGAUUUCAAGCUGCUGGACAAGGAGCCAUGUUGUGAAACAGGAGACGCUUGGUAUUACCGCAUCUGCUGUGCCCAGCAGGUCUUUGCUGCCAAGGUCCAUAAAUGCUACCCCUGCAGUCUCUCCAUACAGACUUCCCUUGGGGUGCACUUCAAUAUUCAGCAGGUGUUUGGCCACUUCAUCGAUUCUCUCCCUAAGGAUGUCACGCCCGCAAAAAGCCCUCAAAAGCUGGGCCAGUUCUGUCCUAAUGAACAGGAGGAAGAUGCAUGUACCAGUAGCUCCCCCAGUGUCUCACCUCACCUUGCCCAGGUGGUCAUCUCUCCCGAGAUUCCUUACCAAACUCUGGCCGAUUUUGUGACGAAAUCUCAACAUCUGCACAGCUCUAGCCCUGGUCACUACGAACGCCUGGCUUGCCUCCUCCUCCUGCAGCUGUGCACUGGGCUUGAGUAUCUCAAGAAGCAAGAAGUUCUUCACUACAACAUCUGCCCAGAGAACCUGCUCUUGGUGCACUGUCCAUUUCCUCCCCAGGGCCAGCAGGACAGAGAUCGGGCCCCGGAGUUGCUACUUCCAAGGUUACUCAUCAGCAAUUUCUCCAAAACUGUAGGAAAAAGAAGACCUGCACUUCAGACUCAAGAAUCAGAUCGGGUCCAAAAUACAGAUGAGCUCCAAGUAGUCCUCUUAAUCUAUGAGAUCUUGCAUGCAGCCGACUCCUUGGAGAAGGCUUCAGGGCUCCGGAGGGAUGACCUGCCCGCCAUCCCAGCCCUGUCUGUCUAUUCGCAAGGGCUCCAGCAGCUGGCCACCCUGCUUCUCCAUCCGGACCGCCACAGGAGAGUGUCUCUCCAGCAAGCGAAGAACGUUCUGCAGAUCUUGCUGUGGGGGCCACGCCAGGAGCUUUUUGCCAGGAACCCAAUGACAGACGUCUUGCUCCAGAACUGGAUUGACAUUAAGAGGACACUGCUGCUGCUGAAGUUUGCAGAAAAGUUGACAGAGGCAGAGGUGACGCUGAGUCUGGAGGAGUGGCUGUGCUGUCAGUACUUGAAAGAGGUCACCGCAUAUACCCUACACCCAGUGGUCAGGAUCCUGUACGCAGUAUAAAGCCAGGUAGCAUUUAAAGACCCCUCAAGACCAACAGAAAGGGUCAACACCUUGCACCUCGGUUAUGAAAUACGUGGAUUUACUGGGCUGAAAGGCACAUUGCAGGCCUUCAAUUCUUCUAAAGAGACACUGAGCAGCAAUUAGCUGGUGGGAGGAGAAGGGGUCGUUAGACAUACGGCACUACCGUGCUGCCUACUGUGAAGUGUCUACAAUGCCUUGACUAAAACUAGAGGGACCUUGGGUCAGGCUGGUGCUCUGUAUCAUCCCUCCGGGAAGCAAUUGGGCUACCUGUUCCUAGCCCACAGACACAAUGCGCUGCCUGGGUAACUCGCCCACAGCCUCCCUUCCCUAAGGAGUCCCGUCCUACUCCUGUUGACUGGUGACGGAGAACGCCCAGAUCUUUAAUAUCUGCACUGGGAUCUUCGGCCUGCAUUUCUUCUCCCUCUGGGUCCCAUUCCUGUGACUCUAGUGAACUGCUCCCCGCAGCUCAGGACUCUUGCACUGUAUUUUUACCCUUGCUGUAAGCUCCUUCAGCCAAUUUUCAGUCUAGGACAAAGGAGCCUGAACCCAGUUCACUGCAGUUGCACAAAAUAUUUUGCCCCUGAGCCAAGUUUUCAAGUGUUUACUCGCUUCCUAACUCAGAGUAAGGGUUUUUUGCAUUUAGACACAAAAUCUUCCUUGAAACAAAAAUAUUCCCCUGCAUACUGGUUCUUUAAUUUUGUUAAUCUAAAGAGAGAGAUUCGUUUGUCUGACGGGUUACAUGAUUAAGGAGAAAUACGAUUCAUCCGACAGACCCAUUCUCCUUGGAAACAAUUUGUUGCAUAGUCAUUAACAUAAAUAAUAGUGCACCAGUAGUCACGUAGCUGAACAGCGUCAAUAAACCUAGAAUCCUGCUGAAUCUUAAGUACUGCCCAUUUACGAUCUUUCUUUUUACAGCGUUAUGAAGCCAGAAGAUAUGUUCAGGGGGAAAUAAAGAGCUAAGCUUCACUGCUCUGUAGUGAUUAGUCAUAAUGGAUAAGAGAGUGCAAUAAAUAGUGCGAGUCAGUUUAUGGCUGCUG
This is a messenger RNA of Gavialis gangeticus (Gharial), 4453 nucleotides long. RefSeq names its product chromosome unknown C19orf35 homolog (gene PEAK3). The transcript has 3 exons. The record is from RefSeq and is a predicted model, not a curated record. The coding region runs from base 1215 to 3395 and encodes 726 amino acids. Gene Ontology annotation, biological process: protein phosphorylation. Gene Ontology annotation, molecular function: protein kinase activity. Gene Ontology annotation, cellular component: focal adhesion; actin cytoskeleton. Lineage: Eukaryota; Metazoa; Chordata; Crocodylia; Gavialidae.